This is a messenger RNA of Tilletiopsis washingtonensis, 1160 nucleotides long. RefSeq lists its product as hypothetical. The record is from RefSeq and is a predicted model, not a curated record. Gene Ontology annotation, molecular function: peptidyl-prolyl cis-trans isomerase activity. NCBI's taxonomy places the organism in Eukaryota, Fungi, Basidiomycota, Exobasidiomycetes, Entylomatales. The transcript has 5 exons. Gene Ontology annotation, biological process: protein folding; protein peptidyl-prolyl isomerization. The coding region runs from base 330 to 821 and encodes 163 amino acids.
CUGCUGCGUGCUGGCGGCCUGCCCGUGCGCUGCAGGCCCGCCGCCGCCACAGCGCUGGGUGCUGCUGUGCUCGGCCGGGCUGAUGCUGCAGGCCGCCGCUUACCUUGUGAGAAGCUGCGCGAGAAAGAGGGGCACGGCGAAGCGUGCGCUUGGGCCUGCCCAGACGGCAGCGGUGACGCAUUCGGCGCGCAGGCGGCGGGAGGAAGACGGCCGGGCGUGCCGCGCGGCGGGCGGUGUUGGCCUCAACACCCGCGCCGCACGCUUCCUUCCCGACCACCACCCUCAUGAACCCCUCCUCUAUCCGCAACUUCUCAUCCUCCAUCGCCAAAAUGUCGCAGAACGUCUUCUUUGACAUCACCAAGAACGGCAGCCCCAUGGGCCGCAUCACGUUCAAGCUGUACGACGACGUCGUGCCCAAGACGACCAAGAACUUCCGCGAGCUCUGCACGGGCCAGCACGGCUUCGGCUACGAGAAGUCGUCGUUCCACCGCGUCAUCCCGCGCUUCAUGCUGCAGGGCGGUGACUUCACCGCCGGCAACGGCACGGGCGGCAAGUCCAUCUACGGCGCCAAGUUCCCCGACGAGAACUUCAACCUGAAGCACACCAAGCCGGGACUGCUCUCCAUGGCCAACGCCGGCCCCAACACCAACGGCUCGCAGUUCUUCAUCACCACGGUCGUCACGUCGUGGCUCGACGGCAAGCACACCGUCUUCGGCGAGGUCGUCGACGGCAUGGACGUCGUCAAGGCCAUUGAGAAGGAGGGCACCGACUCGGGCAAGACGCGCUCGACCAUCACGAUUGCCAAGUCGGGCACCGUCUAAGUGCAGGCCUGGUCUGGCUGCGCGAACGGCGAUGGCCGCUUGGAUGCUAGUCGCGUCGCUGCAUGAGGCACACCUCAUCCAGUGCACGAGACGUCCGAGCUCUGUUUCUGCUCGCGCAACGGUCUUGUUGCUCCACCCCCUUAUCACCCCAGCAAAGAAAUGAAAGCUGUCACAGGCUGCCUCUUCGUGCGUCUUGUCUGGGCAGCGGGCAAGUGGAUGAAGCGAUGCGCUGUGGGUGCGGUGCAGCCCGGUCCGUGCCCGUGCGGCUCAUGCCUCGACCUGCUUCCUCGUCGCGCAUCCCUCGACUCCUUCCACACUGCACUUCGCUGCACGUUCGGG